Strongylocentrotus purpuratus (purple sea urchin) is the source of this 4209-nucleotide messenger RNA. RefSeq lists its product as uncharacterized. NCBI's taxonomy places the organism in Eukaryota, Metazoa, Echinodermata, Echinoidea, Camarodonta, Strongylocentrotidae. The transcript is spliced from 11 exons. Bases 246 to 1790 code for a protein of 514 amino acids. Gene Ontology annotation, biological process: protein modification by small protein removal. Gene Ontology annotation, molecular function: peptidase activity. The record is from RefSeq and is a predicted model, not a curated record.
GAAAAGAUUCAUUUUCUCCCGAAUCUGAAAUCCGUGCGUGAAAAGUGCUCUGCCGUCGUACACGAAAUGCCAAAUUGCAGUGACCUGAGCGGUUGUUGAAAGUGAGUCGACAAUUUUCCCCCUUUUUGGGCAUAGUCUCGCACGUCAUACUUCGGAAUGUGAGUGACAGUGAUUCAUUCUUCACUGAGGCGUCGACAGAACUAAACUUAUUUUCCCAUUGCUUUCGUUUGUCAAUUUCUGGAAAAAUGGAUCAACCAGAGCCAAAAGACGUACAUCUUUACAUUUAUGAUUUAACGAAAGGCCUUGCUCGUCAGCUAUCCCUAGCAUUACUGAAUAAACAAAUUGAUGGAAUAUGGCAUACAGGGAUUGUGGUCUACGGCAGAGAGUAUUUCUUUGGCGGUGGAGGAAUAGAAAGUUGCAGGCCGUGUGGAACCAUCCUAGGACAGCCGACACAGGUGCACAAGAUUGGAUCCACACAAGUCUCCUACUCGCUCUUCUUGGAAUAUCUCGGAGAGAUGGGCAUGUCUGCAUUCAGUGGAGAUACAUACAACCUGAUUAACCACAAUUGCAAUAACUUCAGCAACGAGGUGGCCCAGUUCCUAACAGGCAACUCUAUCCCAGCACACAUCACCGAUUUACCACAGGAAGUACUCAACACACCCAUAGGUCAAGCGAUGAAGCCUCUCAUCGAUGCUCUCGCCUACAAUCCUACGGGCAACCGCCCUGACUCAGAGGGGGGUCCAUCUGUCUACGAUGCCCAAGCCAGCGGGGCAGGUGGCAAACCGCUGCCGGCCACUCAAACUGCUUCAACUUCUACUAGCACUAAAGAAUCGACAGAAAAGUCUGAAGAAGCCAGUAAACCCAAAAAAGCACCUGAAGCGACCUAUAACGAGGAAGAGGAAGAAGACAACGACCUCUUCCUAAAGAAGUUGAGGGAGCGAAGGCAAUCAAGAUCAAUCACAAGGCUUUGCCUCUUCAGAGAUGGUGAUCCAGCAGCAUUCACAGACAGCAUCAAACAGCACCUUCCUCAGAGCCUCCUUACUGCGGAUGAGAUGAUGAUCUUAGACCAGAUGAAAGAUGCCUUCCAAGCGCCUAGCGACAGUCUCCUAGACGAUGACUGGGAUAAAACUCUACCUCCUGUCAAACCAGACUACUUCCUGGUCAUAGGAAAGCUACUUGGUAGGACGGACCUACCCCCUGUGGUGCUGGUCCCACUACUCCAGCUCCUCCAGCUGGCCUUCCUCAGGGAGGACGUCAUUGGUCUCCUCUGCACCAACGAGGACAGGACCAUCAUAGACUUUGUGAGCAGGGCAGAGGGGCAGCCGCAGAAGGUCCAGGUCGAGAUCAUUCACUUGCUUUGUAACAUGUGUGCCAGCAGUCAAGGAUACGCCUGGGUCAUCUCGGAGAAAGAAUGGAAAGCGCCCUCUGCCAACGGUUCCUCUACGUCUAAUAUGAAGAUUAUCAAGGCCAUCGUUAUAGCCAUGCUGUUGAGUGGAUCUGAUCAGCUGUGCGAGGCAGCCGCUUCUCUCGUCUUCAACUUCACAAGACACAAGCUUGUAGAUGACAACGCAGUUGAUUUCGGAAGUGCUUUGCUGCAGGUACUAUCCACAGGGGAGUUUUCAGAGCCAACAGUUUACUACGGCAUAGGCUCCCUCUAUGGUUUGAUGGGGAACGUGGAGGUGCUUUGUCUUGCCAACGUGAUGGGGUUCAACACGGACAAGUGGGUGGGGCUCUCGGACAGGAUCAAUCAGAUUAUCUAUGACAUGUGUCUUCUCCUAGAAGAAAAGUAGUCAGGUACAUUACUCAUGUCCCUUUAACCUGAAGUCAAACCUGUCUUUUAAAGGCAUCGUUUAACAAUGUUAAAUCUGAGAUGCACGGCCCUAAGUGUUAUCAGUGUCUGUGAUAUGGUGUAAUAUUGAAGCCCUAAAAAUUGCGCUUCAAAUAAUCAUGAAGUGCCUCAAAACGUUAAAAUCUUUGAGUUACCGGUUUUACCAUACUCAUUUUUCCCAAAAGACGGUUAGUGUUUUAAAAACUGUUAGAAAAACGAAUGCUGAAAUUUUUAAUUCCAAUCAUAGAUAUCUUGAUAAUCAGACAGGCGAUGGGCUUGUAAAAGUCAGUGGAUUCAUGUAUGACCUAAAGGUUAAUAAUUAUGACUGCAGCAUGAGCUAAAUCCAGGAUUUUGUUUUAGAAUCUGAGGCAAAGUUACCCAGUCCAUUUAAUAGCUGCCACCUGUCAAUAAUGGUCACCCAUACUGCAUCCCUCUCAAAAAAAAUGUGUGCUGUAAAACCUGAUAACAAAAUUAAACUGAUUGACUCUUUGUGUAGCACAAAACGUACAACCAUUCGGUAAAAGGGUCUGAAAAUCAGACUUUUACUUAGGUGAUUGCAAUCACUUACAUGAAAGUUGAUUCAACAACUAAUGGUCGUUAUUUUCCCACUUAAAGUCGUUUGCAAGCCCUUUCGUUUUGAGAGAAGUUGUAAAUUGGUAUUGUCUUUCAAAUGCCGUUAGAAUUUAACCUUUUCAUUUUCUGGGCCUGCAAAUGGGACAUAGUACCUUUAAUUAAGAGGAGCUUUCAGUUGGUAUUAUCUUUUGUUUACCAUAGGAUUUACAUAAUUUUUGUAUUUUUAGCCUGCAAAAGGGACAGACUACCUUUAAUAGACAGGUUUGACUGUAUUUACACAUACUGUACAUGAUGAAUGUCAAAGCUGUAUCCCUCCUUAAAGCAUAUGUUAUAAUAUACAUUAAUAUGUGAUAUACUAUCUUCAGGGGGGGGGUCCAUUUAUCUGUGAAGCAGGGGGGAGCAAAAUUGUUAAUCAAAGGUUUACGCUGCAUAGGAUAAAUAAUUAUUAAUUCCAAAAUUAAAUUGUGUGUGUGUUUGGGGGGGGGGGGGGGCAAGUGUUCAUUUGGAAUAAGAAUAAGCCCAGUUUAGGGGUACUGGAACAGAUGAUUACCUUAUACAUUUUUUCACAAGGAAUAUGCUUCAAUGCUGAAUUAUCAUAGUGAACACACAAAUUGUAAGUUUUACUCAUGAAAAUCAUGUAAACUGGAUGUGUGUUUUUUUUAUUUUAAUGUUGCACUGUAGAACCCAUUUUGUAUUUCUAACUGGUUACCGGUAAUGAUAAAACAUCAAUUUUUCCAUAGAUUAAAAUGAAAUGUAUUUGUAAAACUUUCAAUGUAAAACAGACAAUGUAUGAAAACUGCUGAAUUGAUUUUAAAGGAAAUCAACAAUACACUGUAUUCAUGCAUGUCUUUGAGCAAUACUAGUACAGUUUGUAUUUACAGAAAUGUGAGGAUAUUUGGGUGGCACAGGCCAACACCAAGUUUUCCACUUAAUAAUAAUAAUAAUAAUAGUGGAUUCUUAUAAAGCGCUCAUAUCUGUCAGACUUGACAAUCCUGAUGCUCCGCAAUCAUUACCCCAGCCUUAGCAUGGCUGCUAUUACGGCUCUCUAGUAUUUCAAGAAAUAAAUUCCUGCCAGGUACCCAUUUACCUCACCUGGGUCAAGUGUGGCAAAUGUACAUGUAGAUUGAUGUCUUGCCAAACGUCAGCUUCUACUUGUACAUGGCUCGAUGCUUUUCAGUAUGUGUACCGCAGAUAGCUACAGUGUAUCAGGAAGCUUUUUGAAUAAUAUUUAAACUUUUUGCUGCUUUCGAUAAUCCAUCGUAAGCAUGUGUCAGGAUUUUUUUGUCUACAGCAUAGGAAGAAGGAAAGAGGAAGAACCCAUGCAAAUGGAAUGGAAUAUGUUAUUUAUUUUCUUGAAAAUGGGUACAAUUAUGGGAAGAAAGAGUUACCAGUAGACAAAGUUUUUCUGAAGAUAAAGAAAGACUACUGUAACUAAAGCUAACAUUUCUGAACAUAUUCAUAUGACAGACAGUUGGUUUUAAACAGGAUUAUAAUUCUCCUAUUUUCUAUUUCCAGAAGUAUUAUUAUGAAGACUGCUGUAUUCAUGGUGAACGUUUUUUAUUUUUUCCCUGAUUUGGUUUAUGAACCAAGAAAAUCUUGCAGAUUGCGAUUUUGUAUUGUGUUUCUGUUACAAUUAUGUCAUAAAUCGAUGAUCUACGCAUAGAUAGAGAUUUGGGAAUGACUCUAAAGGGACGGUGCAUCAUGAUUUUCUAAAUGUGUUUGAAUUUGUUUUGCCUACAUUCUAGCAAUACUUAAGCAAUUCAAGCUAUAAGCAAUUUUUUAUGUGCAUGAAUUUUUAAGUUCAUGCA